This is a messenger RNA of Heterotrigona itama, 5651 nucleotides long. The record is from the annotation of a GenBank genome assembly. NCBI's taxonomy places the organism in Eukaryota, Metazoa, Arthropoda, Insecta, Hymenoptera, Apidae.
CGAUGUAGUAUUCAUAAAUACACGUUAUAAUUAACUAACUUCAUUAUAUUCAUUGUAUCAUAACCUUGUCGAGCAUCUUAAAAAAGAAUGUUGAAAAAACAAAUAUGUUUGUUUAUAUUCUGUUCUUCAUAUUCUUUCAUAACGUAAUAUAAUUAAAUUAUUAAGUACAACGGCGGAUACAUCAUGUUAUUCCAACUUCUGUGCCAAAAUAGUAAUGCUUCCCUCCAUUCAAAAAAUUAAAAAUAUUAUUCGACAAAAUGUUUUUGAUAAAGUCUGCAGUAAUUUAUACCAUACUUUUUUUAUUUUUAAUGUUAAUUUUCUUGCUCUAUAUACUUGGAGCUGCUCGUUAUAUUACGGAUUUUGAAGAAAAUACUUGUGAUAUGACAUAUAUGUUUGAAUAUCCACAAUACGUGAGAAUCUCUUUAGAUACUGAGAUAGAAGAACGAUAUCCAAGAUAUGGAUUAUACGCAUAUGGAGAAGGUUUUGUUACUGAGAAGCUUAGAAGGAUGUAUUUCUCAGGAAUACCUGUACUUUUUAUACCUGGAAAUAUUGGAUCUCAUGAACAAGUAAGAUCACUUGCUUCUGUUAGUUUGAGAAAAAGCCUAAAAGAUAGAACUCCAUUUCAUUUUGAUUAUUUUACUGUUUCAUUAGGCAAGGAUUAUUCUGCUUUAUAUGGAGGUGUAUUGAUGGAAGAAACAGUAUAUGUUUCAUACUGUAUACAAAAGAUAUUAAGUUUAUACAAAACUAAGAUGGAUAAUAUUAUCCUCAUAGGACACUCAAUGGGAGGUAUUAUAGCUAAAGGUUCUGUUGUAAUGACACCAAAUGUAAAUGCUAGUGUUGCCAGCAUUAUCAUUACUUUAGCUGCACCUCGUAUACCUACUUUAGUAUUAGACCAUACUUUUGCCAGUUAUUACCAAAAUCUAGAAAAACGCUUAAGUGAAAUAAAAGCUGCAGGAACAAGUGUAGUAUCAAUAGGAGGUGGACCAAGAGAUACACUUAUAACUUCAACUCAAAUUUUAGAUAUUACAGCUGAUAUUAAUGUGAUUUCCAAUACUAUACCAGAUGUUUGGAAAUCUACUGACCAUUUGAGUAUUUUGUGGUGUAAACAAUUAGUACUUUCUAUUGUGCGUUCAUUAUUUGAUUCUGUCAAUUAUACUCAAAAACCACCCAAAAUUGCCUCUACAGCUAAGGAAAGAAUGCAAGCACUGUCAUAUCACUUUCAUCAUCGUACUUCAGGAAAAAGAUUAUAUUCUUAUAAUGAAACAAUACAAUUUGAACCUGGUGGAAUAUGGAUAGAAAAUAUUCAAAGACAUUACACAUGGUCUAAUAAAAAUUUGCCUAAAAAGACAUCCUUUGUCUAUCUUAUGAUCAGAUUGAAUGGACAACCAGAUUAUUUAACUAUUGAUACCAUAAAUUUAGAAUCUAAGGAUUGGUUAUUUGCAUGUACAGCAUCCAGUAUACAAGGACAAUCAAGAUAAUUGGGGUUGGAAUUUGACAAACAAAACAAGAAUUUUGCCAGAUCCUUUACAUCGCUUAAGAAAAACUGUUGACUUAAAUUUACAAGAGAUAAAAUAUCCUGGUAUAACACAUAUUAUAAUAAAGAUUACACCAGAUAGUUUAGAAAAUUAUAUUACAAUAAAUGUUGAUUUAUAUUCUUAUGAGACAAGACUUGUACCUAUUAAGAGUACUUUUCCUUUAUUGAAAGAUUUAUUUAUAAAACCUCGAACUCAAAAGUCUGAUCUUGGACAUGUCAGAUAUUAUGCAAAUUUUGAUAAUGGUAUGGAUGUUGUUACUGUUGAACUUAAAACAUCUGACUGUACAGAUCCAAAACAUCAUGCAAUAGUUGAAUUAUUAGAACCAGGGAGUAUUGGAGUUACACAAAUUCAGUUUUUUACUGUUAUAGAUAAUGGGCCAAAAUCAAUGAAGGUUCAAAUUAAACAUAUAUAUUCCAAUGUUUCUCCAAAUUUAAGAAUAAUUCUAGAUCCAGCAUGUUCAUAUAUAAUUAAUAUUCAAGAAGCUGGGAUUAUAGAUCGAAUGUCUUGUAUUGUUAGAGAUCGCUGGUAUUUAUUGUAUACAACGAUUAUUAGUUUACUUUUGCUGUUUUUAUCCACCAGAAUUAAUCAUGGUCUUAAACAAACUCCAAUAAUAGUAAUUACGAUAUUUCUAUCAUAUUAUUAUGAUUUAAUAUUUGAAUGUUUAGUUGCUUUAGCAAUUGUUUGCAUAUUUACCAUUGGACUAUGCUGUUCUAUUAUAUUCCUUGGUUCAGUAGCUCAUAACAUUGCUGUAAGAUUUCUAGCUCGUGCAAUAGCCUUUUCAACAACAUGGUCAGAUUGGCUACUCGGAGGAUUAAAUCAGUUGCCUUUUAUUAGUGCAAUUCUUGUUUUAUCUUUAAUCCCAGCAACUUGUGGAGGUUUAGCUAUGCUAAUUUCAGUUUUUCUAUAUUUUCUGAAUUUGACAAAAAUGUAUGAAGAUUACUUAGAAGAACUAUUAAUGGCUUCGUUACAACAUUUUAACUGGAUACGACGAUUUAGAAGUGCGAAAAAUGAUUCUGAAGGGCAUGAAAAUACAAGACAAAAAAUAUUUAAUCAUCUUAUCCUUUUCAUACUCUGGUGUUUUACUGCUAUUCCAGCCAUACCUUCUGUACUUGUGUGGGCAAAAAAUUUCAGUUAUGAUAUGAAACUUUCUUCUGAAGAUCCUUUAUUAUUACAAAGCUGGAUAGUUUUAGUAACAUGCAGUACAAUGGGAUGGGUGCAACUUCCUUCCAAUAAUCAUAAGAAUCGAUCUCAAAUAUUAUCCAGUGUAUUAUGUUUCUCAGGUUGGGUUAUACUUUUAAUGGGAGCAGCACCUUAUCCAGCUUUUUAUCAAUAUUAUAUGCCACCUGUUGUAGCUGGAACUACUAUUAUUAUUGCAUUAAAUCCUCAUCGAACAAUUCCAUUUCAAGAAGAGCUAGACCCAAGAAAAAAUGACCCUUCACCAGACAUGGGUCGAUAUCAAGAGCACGUCUGCAGUCUAGACAGGACGAUUCCCAUCGUUUCAAUUUCAGGUUACACAGCGCUCGGUUCGUAAAGUAUAGUGCUUGGGUUGGAUUUUUAAUCUGCAGGAAUGAGAUGCAAUGUCGUAACUUGCCUGCAUAGAUUCAUAGUGGCACUCACAAUUGCUUUGGUGUAGCAGUGUGCAGCAUCCUCGUAUUUGUGAAGAUUGAAAAGGCGGUUCCCUUCUUCCUUUAAUUCUUUAUCAGAAAGGUUGGCGGUUGUAUACAUCUUACUCAUCUUGGCGACAAAUUUUGUGCUUUAUCGAACGCUUCUCUACAUAUGAAUUCUCGUUGAGUUAUUCACUUAAUACUUCUUGUAGGAAAAAUUAGUCGAAUCGUAAACAAACUGACUAACAAAAUAAUGUUGUAUAACCUUAACCUUAACGAAAUAUAUACUUCCCCAUUUUCCUUGUGCACUUGUCAAUCAUUAACUAAAGUGAGACAAAGACGUACAUAAACAAAACUGAAGGAAGCUACCUUCCAACAUAAAGCCAGGUUUCCAAAGAACAUUUAUUCUAAAUGUUUAUUUUCAAAUAUAUAACAAUAUUUGCUCAAAAUCUUCUUUAUUUCUCUUCCCCAAGUUUAAUUUCAAACUUCGUUUCAUUUUUUUCACAAUUUUGAAAAAGCGUCAAUAACUAACAAUAUGAAGCUAAAAUUUAAAUGUGUAAUGCACAAUUUUAUUACAUUUAGAAUUAUUACAUUAUUUAAACAAUAUAUACAAUUAAUUCAAAAAUAUAUGUUUAACGCCAUAAUACAAUGUUUAAUGACAUCAAUAAGUUUCAUUUAUCUUAUAGUACAAAUUAAGACAGUGUAUUAUACAUACACAAUGUAAAUUAAUUUAAAAAAAUUUUGAUUGAUUUACUCUAAAAUAAAAUCAAUAUUUUACAUUUUUUAUUUUAAAAAAAUGUAUCUAAAAUAUUAAACUUGAUUUGUUCAACUUUCAAUAUAAUUGUUAUUUUAAGUCACUUGUACUUUAAAUUAUAAAAUGAAUUGGUCAUACAUAUAUUUUAACCAAUUUGUGUGUUGCUAUGCAUUGACUUUAGAUAUGUUAUAUAUAAAAAUAGGUUUGUUUGUUGCAAAAUGUAUUUCUUGGUUCACAACCAUUCCCAUUCUAUGUUUGAAAAAUUCUAAUAUUUUCUUUGUUAUUUGUUUAUUAUUUUCAGAUACCUCUGAAUGCUCUAAAUAAUCAUUUAUCUAAAACAAUAAAAGCCAGUUACAAUGCUAAAUUAAACUUUAAAUUAGAGUAAGAAUAAAGAAUAGAUAAUAAAAAUUACCUUCAUCCAUCUGCAUUCGGAAAUUUCUCUUUCACACUUUUUGAUACUACAAUUAACAGGCGAUAAAUAAGCUACUAUAUAUAUGUCAGAACAACCAAAUGAAUAAUCAUGAACAUGUCUAAAAGCUAAUAUACAUUUGAAAGUAGUUUGGACACCAGUUUCUUCUAGAACUUCCCUUUUUACAGCAUCUGCUAAAUUUUCACCUACCACAAGAAAAAAUUAAUUAAUUGUUAUCACAUAUAUAAAUUAUCAACUAUUUAUAUCAUAUAUGUUAUAAAUUGUCAAAACAUAUAUUUAUAAAUUUGAUUUAUAAAUUUCUUUACAACAAUAAGUUAAGUUACUAAUUCUCUUGUGCUAAUUCAUUAAUUUGUAAGAAAAUGAUGUACCUGGUUCUACAUAACCACCUGGCAAUUUCCAUAUACGUGCAUGAUUUGUAUAUUUUUCUUUGAUAACUAAAAUCUCUUCUGUCUCCUCAUUAUAAACAAAUCCUCCAACUCCUAAAUUUGUGUGUGCAUAAUGUGGUAUAUUACAUUCUUCAUCUGUAACUAACCAUCGAUAAAGCAUAACAUAUUCUUGUUUUGCAUGAUGAAAUUUAAAUCCUUCCUUUACAAGUAAUGGUAUCCAUUCUGAUUGCGGUAAAUAUACACGGAACCAUAUUGUGCGUUUUUUAUUUUUUAUCCAUUGUUGUAAAGAUGCUGCAAAAAUUACAAUAAACAAAUAUUAAUUCCUAGGAAAAAUGUUUGCCAAGUCCUUCAAUUUUGAUAAAAUAAGUAAUAAUUUAUGAAUGUAUUUAAUAAGAUAUAUAACUAUUAAUAAGAAUAAUAAGAUUUUAUAACUAUAUAUUAUUGUCAUUAUUAUAUUAUUUUAUAUACCUGUAAGACGAUUAGCGAAUACUUCAGGUGCACAAGAUUCUUCGUUUGAAUCAAUGGUUAAGCCAUUAUAGUGAUCAUUAUGUCCAUUAAAGCACUUUGAAGCCAUGAUUAUAGAAGGAUUAUUUGUUUUGCAGCGCAAUAUGGGAUAAAAAACUAUACGGUGUUUUGUUAAAAAUUGUUGUUUUAGCACCGUGGUAACGAAACAGAAUUUUAAAGUUGCGGUACUGUACAUUGGAAUAUUCACGAAUCUAUGAAUGACAUUUUGAAAAAUUUGUUACUUUAAUGUUUUAUUAUUAUAUCUUAUAAAUAGUUAUAUAUAUUGUUUAAAAAAAUCUUUACAUAACAUAUUUUAAUCUGUUUUAUCGUACAACGCAAGUAUUAAAAUAAUCAAAUAUUCUAACCUAAUUAUAUUUUCUAUUUAUUUAUUUCAGUUUAUUUCAGUUAUUGAAUGCAGAUUUAAUACUUUCAAGAUAA